Molecule: messenger RNA, 7098 nt
Organism: Poeciliopsis prolifica (blackstripe livebearer)
Lineage: Eukaryota; Metazoa; Chordata; Actinopteri; Cyprinodontiformes; Poeciliidae
Gene: slc6a17
Product: solute carrier family 6 member 17
Exons: 12
Coding region: 539-2725 (728 amino acids)
Biological process (GO): alanine transport; proline transport; sodium ion transmembrane transport
Cellular component (GO): plasma membrane; synaptic vesicle
Source: RefSeq, a predicted model, not a curated record
CCUGCGUCAGACUUCGUCGUGACUUUCCAUAGUAAUGCUUUUUCUUUUUUUUAUCAUCAUCAUCAUUAUUAUUAUUUCGCUCCACAACAAAACCACGUGCAAAAUCAGAGGCGCGAGUGAGAGAAAGUCGUUUGAAGAGCAUCCGGAACCUCAUCCGACAGCAGAAGUGAGACAAACGGAGGCGAUCGGCCGGUUAAUCGCGGUUUUAAGCGAGGGAACUUGUGGCUGGCGUUGAGCUCCUGCGUCAGACUUUACGCACCGUGUGCUGUGCGCGGCUGGAGUCUCUCUGUUGAGUUCGCACCUCGCAGCGCGCAGAGAUGCUGCAUGCAGAGGCGGCGGCUGAAUGAACGCAGCACGCAUUCACCCAGGAUUCAUGCAGCCACACCGACCCGAUCCGCAGACCGCAAAAAAGAUUUAGGAAAAGCACAACUUUCUCAUCUCGACACACUCCAACUUGGCCGCUCUUCUGCCGGACGUUCUCCUCUUCGUUCCUCGUCGUCAGCCUCCCCUGUGAAGGAGCUCCGUUGAUCCAGCAGCCAUGCCAAAAAACACCAAAGUGACUCAGCGGGAGCACAGCAAUGAGCCGGUCACAGAGUCCGUGGCUGACCUCCUGUCUCUGGAGCACCCCAUGGACUAUAAAAGCAGUCAGAUGAGCAUGGGUCUGAGUCCCGGAUCCACUGCCCCAGGAAGGUCUCUGCUCCCCGAGCAGGACGCCGAGGACGGCCGGCCGGCGUGGAACAACAAGCUGGAGUACAUCCUCGCUCAGGUCGGCUUCUCGGUUGGUCUGGGAAACGUGUGGAGGUUUCCCUAUCUGUGCCAGAAGAAUGGUGGAGGUGCAUACCUAGUGCCCUACUUCAUCCUCCUCCUCCUCAUCGGCAUCCCCUUGUUUUUCCUGGAGUUGGCAGUCGGUCAGCGGAUCAGGCGUGGCAGCAUCGGGGUGUGGAACUACGUUUACCCUCAGCUGGGGGGCAUCGGCGUUUCCAGCCUCAUGGUCUGCGGCUUCGUUGGCCUCUAUUAUAACGUCAUUAUCGGCUGGAGCAUCUUCUACUUCUUCCAGUCGUUUCAGUAUCCGCUGCCAUGGGCCGAAUGCCCCAUCAGGAAAAACGGAACCCAAGCCAUUGUGGAGCCAGAAUGUGAGAAGAGCUCAGCCACCACCUACUUCUGGUACCGCCAGACUCUGAACAUCACCAGCACCAUCGACGAAACCGGUGGCCUGAACUGGAAGAUGACCCUGUCCCUGCUGGUGGCUUGGAUCUUGGUGUGCCUGGCCGUCAUCAAGGGCAUCCAGUCCUCUGGGAAGGUGAUGUACUUCAGCUCCCUGUUCCCGUACGUGGUGCUCUUCUGCUUCCUGGUGCGAGGCUUGAUGCUGAAGGGCUCGGUGGACGGCAUCGCUCACAUGUUCACUCCCAAGUUGGAGAAGAUGUUGGAGCCGCAGGUGUGGAGGGAAGCAGCGACGCAGGUCUUCUUCGCCCUCGGCCUGGGCUUCGGAGGCGUCAUCGCGUUCUCCAGCUACAACAAGAGGGACAACAACUGCCACUUCGACGCAGCUCUGGUUUCCGUCAUCAACUUCGUCACGUCCAUCUUGGCCACUUUGGUGGUGUUUGCUGUGCUGGGCUUCAAAGCCAACAUCAUGAAUGAGAAGUGUGUUGUCGAGAACGCAGAGAAGAUUCUGGGUUACCUGAACACAGGUGUGCUGAGUAGGGAGCUUAUUCCUUCUCACAUCAACUUUUCCCACCUGACAGCUCAGGAUUACUCAGAGAUGUAUGGAGUCAUCAAGACGGUGAAGGAGGACAGCUUUGGCCAGCUGGGUCUGGACCCUUGCAUCCUGGAGGACGAACUUAAUAAGGCGGUUCAGGGGACCGGUCUGGCCUUCAUCGCCUUCACCGAGGCCAUGACACAUUUCCCCGCCAGCCCCUUCUGGUCUGUCAUGUUCUUCUUCAUGCUGAUCAACUUGGGUCUGGGAAGCAUGAUCGGAACCAUGACCGGCAUCACCACGCCCAUACUGGAUGCCUUCAAGAUCCGGAAGGAGAUCCUGUGCGUGGUUUGCUGCAUAAUAGCCUUCCUGCUGGGCUUGCUGUUUGUGCAGCGUUCAGGGAACUACUUUGUCACCAUGUUUGAUGACUACUCCGCUGGUUUGCCCCUCACUGUGGUUGUGAUCCUGGAGAACAUCUCUGUAGCCUGGAUAUAUGGCACUAAGAGAUUCAUGCAGGACCUGGAGGAUAUGCUUGGUUUCAGACCAUACAGCUUCUAUUUCUACAUGUGGAGAUACGUGUCCCCUGCCAUCCUGGUGGUGCUCAUUGCUGCAACCGUCAUAGAGAUGUCUGUCAGUCCUGCAGGAUACAACGCAUGGGUGGAGGAAGAGGGUUCAGAGCGUUUCCACAGCUACCCUCCGUGGGCAUUGGCCAUGGCCUAUGCCCUCAUCGUGGUCGCCAUGCUGCCUCUGCCCAUCGUCUUCAUCGCCCGCCACUUCAACUUGGUCUCCGACGGAUCCAACAAGCUGUCCGUCUCCUACCGUAAAGGAAUGAUGAAGGAUAUCUCCAACCUGGAGGAGCAGGACGAGCAGCGCUUCAUCCUCGGCAAGAACCCCAUCGAGGCUCCCUCACCCAUGCCUGCCCACCGCGCUUAUCUUGGGCCCGGUGGCACCCAAGAGAUGACCAACACCAACUACGGCACCAGCACCAAGACUGGAUACCAGAACAUUGGCUCGCCCGAGUCUGAGCUAUGAUCUAAUGAGCUCCAACGUCGUCCCGCUUACAAACGAAGCCCUCUCAGCUAGAGGAGAGGGAGACAGAGAAGGUGGAGAAAUUUCAGUUGCAGCAUUCCUCACACCUUAACCUCCAGAGAGAAAAAAAUAGAGAAGCACACAAAAAACAGCUGGUGAUAUGGCAGUCAGAAAAUCAAGUCUGAUCUUUUGCUCAGUCAAUACGCCAUGACAACACUUCUCAGUGUGAGAAGUUGUUACUGUGGGAAGAAGGUUAGCAUAACCCCGCCCCUGACAAGUUUUGAAAAAUCCUGGCACAGUGGGCCGAGCCAAGAGACAGAGAGGCACGGCCGAGUGUGGCCACGCCUCUAACUAUAGUUAGAGACUUUCCAGACACCUGUAGCAACUUUUUUUAUCAAAUGACCUACCGUGCAGUACACCGUCACUAGUAGGCAGAGCAGAGGAGACCCACUCCACUCUGCGUCUUCCAUCGCAAAUAAAUCACACAAUCGCAAAUCUGAGUAACUCUAUUGAUCAAAGCUAUUCCAACUCCUAACUCACCACCAGGUGGGGCUGUGUGUCUGAGUGAGAUGGUUGUGUGAUGAAAAGCCAUAUGGAUAUAUUCACCUGCUUAAGAGCUGUUCCACUAAAAGUGAGCAACACUAAGGUGGUUUUAGGCAAAAUAACGCAGAACUGAAAAAAUAUGCACAAAACUGUCAAAUUUGCACAGAAACAUAAAGCUGGAACCCUAAAUGAUCUACUUAGACAGUUUAUUAGCAAUAAAAAUGACUUGGGGUGUAAGCUAAAAUUUAAGCAUCAGUGAGGUGUUAAAAAUAAAGAGAGCAGAAAUGCACACUUUAGCUGAAUUUAAAAAAAAAUUACAACUUUCUAUGCAGAAGACCUGGAAAGCUUUACAGAGUAAUGUUUCUCUGUUUCAAGCAAUUGAUAUCUGUCAGUUGUGAAAUGCCACACGUGGAAAUACUGACAGCCUGGAAAUUCAAGAGUUUAAAUUCCCAAGACCAUCCACAAGAGGGAGACUGUUUUUCUUAUGCUAGCAUCACUACUCGCUAAUAUCCUGUACUUGAACAGAAAUGGGAUUUGGCUAAAACCUGAGCGGAAAUAAGCCACAAAAUUCAGAUGGGUGCAUCUCUAUACAAACUCUCUCUGAGGUUAAGCAGCGGGCAAUGCUACAAUGCCUUGACUGGUACAGAACUUAAAAUGCUUUCAGGAACCAGUUUGUGCUUCUGCUGGUUCACUGAAGAGGAUUGUUGCUGUGGGAAUAGGAUUGAAGGAGACUUAGAAAACAAUCACCCUCCAUCUGAUAAGUAUCAGGAAACUUUUCAUGUGGAAACAAAAGUGGUCAAACAUUCAUCCAUCACAAGAUGUAGUGCGAGAUUCUGGUAGUGUUACAAGCACAUUAUAGUUUGGAGUUUUUCGUGCCUAUCACGCAUCAGCAAUAAUAUCAGUGCUCAUUGAAUCACAAAUCUCCUUCUAUCUCUAUUUCCCCUUCUAAUGUACAUUCAAACACUGUAUAUAUAUGUUGUGCAAUAGUUGGAAACCCCACCAUGCAUACACGCUGCAAUAGAGAUGAAAGAGGGGUUACCUUAACCCUUCCCCAUUUCUACAAGCACAUAACCACGGACACCUGCCAUGUUUAGAGCAUCUCUGAGCCUUAACACUUGUCUUUUCCUCAGUGUUCCUCUCCAUUGAGCAUGGCGUGACCUUUAACGGGUGGUUUAGGAUUGCGAAUGAGCCGCUGCUUUAAGGAAGCAGGCAGGAACAGUAGCUCAGUGUGCACGCGGAUUUGUAUGUCUGUGUGCUGUCUGCUGCUGAACUAGAGCUCCUGGCAUACCUGCCUGUUUAAAAAUAGAGCAGCGUUACUCAGGGGAAGCCGUGGCAACAUGCACCAUAGAAACCGAUUCUGAUCUGAUGAGGAGGAGGAGGAAGAGGAGCGGCGGCGCAGACACCUUGCUUUGUCUGCUCCACCUGCACAUCUACCCGUGCCCUACAUAUACAGUCCUCACCAGUGUUGUUGCAAUACUCUGAAUACAUGUGGUUCACUGCUAUGCUUCUGUGGACCAGUCACACUUCAUCCCUAGUAGGAUGAGAUUUGGGUUUAAGUCUUGUACAUUCCUCUCAUUGUGGCAACAUAAUUCAAUCAGCACUAGAAGCUACACUUCCUUUGCUAUCCAAAGUGUGACAACAAAGCCUUUUUUUUAUUUUUGAUGUAUAACCUUGAAAGACAGUGGAAAUGUAAUGUGAUAUUAAUGUUUUAGAUAAGUGGUAGUACCUGGAUUUGGCCACUUGAUGUCACUGCUGUCCAGCAGAGGAACCAGUGGCAUUAUUCUGUCUGUGGCCCCUCCCUGCGAAAGCACCAGUACCUGAGGCUGCCUCCACAAAGGGAGUGAAGCAGAAUCAGUGGCAUUUGUUUGGUGUCUGAGCAGCAUCUGUGUCGUCUGCCUCAUGCUUUAUGUUGUUUGAUCACUGCUGUUUUCUUUGUUUGCAACAACGUUUUGUCUCGUUCACAUGAGCACUUUAAUUAGAUUCAGACCCUGGAGUUGUUUGUUAAGCACAAAUUUGAGAAAUACUUAUAUGUGUAUUUAUUUAUUUAUUUAUUUGUUUUAAGAGUAUAUUCAUCAAAAAAAAAAAGCACAGGAUGAAUGUCAAGAACAAGCACAGGAAAUAAGUGGUGAAAAUCUUUGAAUUUUAUUGAUUUUCAGUAAAACUUUUAAUGUUUUUGCAAGAAAAUCAUACAGCGUUAAUAGAUGUUAUACACUCGUGUAAUAACUUUGAUUCCUUUAUCGUUCUGUCACAAUACUAUGUUGUGUCAGAAAAUGUGAGUUUUUGCAGAAUAUUUCUAAUAUCUGCAACAUUCCCAUGGAUUCCAAGCCAUUUUCAUUGUAUUGUAUCCUGUUACAAUACAAUGAAAUGCUAAAGUUUCUCAUAGGACUCCCCAUAAGCUUUCUUUAUCUUUAUCUAUCAAGGUAAAUAACAAUACCCUUUUAUGACAUCCGAAUGGCACUAUUAAAUCUGCUUGUGGUUCUUUUUCUGACAAUUUCAGACAACUUACAAGGCACAGAUUUGCAAAAGGCACCUGAAACCAAGGCACACAUCUGAAAUUGCAGCUUUAGCUUCCGGUCAAAGCACAUUUUAGGAAAGCACAGAACCGUGGGCCUGCAGGAGUUAUUAUGUCACGAUGAGUGAAAUUUUAAGCUAUAUGUCUGAUCUUACAGUCACAGGAUGUUGGUUGGCGAACAGAUAUUUUGAUUGUCUACUUUAAAUUCAGCAUCCUGCAAAACACUGAGAGCACAGCUUUACAAUAAAACGCACUGCCAUCAAUAAAAGUAACAAAACUGCCCUCUAAUGUCUAAUAUUGAUCAGAGCACAGUCCCAGCUACCUGCCACUGAUGAUGGUAUUAUAACCACGGACGUAUGUAGAUUUUGCCUUAAACAUUUACAAAGAUGUCUAAGGCAUAAAAAGCUGUUAUCUGUUGAUAAUGAAUAGGGUUGAAAGCAAAGACUCCAGGGUCUCCUCGUCUUGUCCAACAUGUCCACUGCAACUUCUGGAGUUCAUCUCAGCUGAGUCACCAACAUGAAGCUGACAAAGACAUGGUACCAAUAAAUCUAUUUAAAUGUGCAAAUAGUCUUUAUGUGACCAAAUAUAGUUAUAUUUAUAGUAUUUAAGAUGAUGUAUCUAACCUGUACAUAUUGAUGUACAUUCUGAUAAAUUCACAAUGAGUAUCUAUGGUGAGAGUGACAGGGUGUAUACUUGAGCUGUAAAUACUUGUAUAUUCUCAGAUAUUUUUUGGAUUUUUUUGUACUGUCGGUACUGUUACAUUGGUGUCUGUUGGUUUCAGGUGUUUAUGUGUGUGGUUGUUGUUGACAGUAAAAACCGAGCGCCUGGCUGUGCGCGCGUGUGCAUUCAUGUGCGAGAGUGAGCAACAGGGAGCGUCAGAGUCUGUGUGAAGUGAAAAUACGUGUUGGUUUUUGAUGUUUUUCGCUCCGUGUUUUUCUCCUCCUUCAGUGUUGUGUGCUGCUUAUCUAAAACCAGUACAUGAAAUCUAAUGUCAUUGCGGUGGAGCGGGACCACUGACGUUUAAGCAAUUUCUCCUCUGUGUUUUUCACUCGAACUGUGAUGAAGUCCAGCACAAAACUGGGGACGUAAUCAGGAAGACAUGUACUACUGUAACAAUAAGACAGGAACUUUAACUAAUUUGGUGUUUAGAGUGACUAUAGUGUAAAAACACCGUGGAGUGAAGAGGAAAUUAAAAUAACCACUUUUAUUGAACAGAGCAUAUUGUCUGUUUGUUUAAUUCCAAUGUUUAAAUAUAUUUUUUAUUUAAACUGUAAUGUUUCAAAGUACAAAGAGAACAAAAUAAAACGAGGAUUUCAAUGUU